CCAACACUCAAGUUAUGCAUCAUUUGUCAUCAAUUCAAGCAAAUGAUUGCCAUCUGAAACACAGAAUCUUAAGAACUAAUCAACACUCAGAGUCCGAUGAGUUCUUUGAUUCGCAAAUCAAUAACCAAAUGAUUUACAACACAUCGCAACUCCAACCACAGCAACAGAUUAUCACACAUUCCCAUCAGUUAAGGGCUAAUCCGCAACAGUAUCACAAUGGGUUGGUAGCACAUCCAGCACAUCCACAACAACAGUACAACUCUAUGAACAAUAUGUUAGUUCAGGACAAGAUGUGGGAAGACAUCACUGCCAGCAUUUGCGAUGACUUCGUGUCGAUCAAAACUGAACCAACCAUUGAGCACAACCACAGAUACCAAACAAACCCCAAUACAAUCGAUUCCAAUCAUGUGAUGCAAUCAAAUGCCCAGCCUUUGCACCCGUCGUAUAUGAGACACUCGUCUAAUAUGCAGUCCUCCUCCCAGUCAUUGUACGGCAAUAUUAUGAACACUUCGUUCAAUAACAAUGUUAUGUCAACCAACUUCAAAUGA
This is a messenger RNA of Oppiella nova, 548 nucleotides long. The record is from the annotation of a GenBank genome assembly. Lineage: Eukaryota; Metazoa; Arthropoda; Arachnida; Sarcoptiformes; Oppiidae.